GCCAAACGUGCUGCCAGGAAACAGCUGCAAUUGUCGGAAUUUUACAAGGGUCAAAGGGUGAUGCAGGUCAAAAAGGAGAGCCGGGUGACGACGGCAGAGGCCUGCCGGGCAAGAUGGGACCAAGAGGUUUUGUGGGGCCAACAGGGGAAACUGGUGUCAAAGGUCAAAAGGGUGAUAUCGGCCCUCGGGGUCAGCAGGGAACACGUGGUGUCAAAGGUUAUGCAGGCGAGCCAGGGCUAAUCGGACCGAUUGGCCCUCAAGGUGACACUGGGCCUAAAGGUUCAGUCGGGCAAACCGGUCUGACUGGGGUCAAAGGUCAAACGGGUGAUAUCGGCCCCGGGGGUCAGCGGGGAGCACAUGGUGUCAAAGGUCAUGCAGGCGAGCCAGGGCUAAUCGGACCUAAAGGUUCAGUCGGGCAAACCGGUCUGACUGGUGUCAAAGGUCAAAAGGGUGAUAUCGGCCCCCGGGGUCAGCAGGGAACACGUGGUGUCAAAGGUCAGUUGGGGCUCCAAGGCCGUACUGGUUUUGCAGGCGAGCCUGGGCUAAUCGGACCAAUUGGCCCUCAAGGUGACACUGGGCCUAAAGGUUCAGUCGGGCGAACCGGUAUGACUGGUGUCAAAGGUCAAAAGGAUGAUGAAGUCCCCUGCUGA
Patiria miniata (bat star) is the source of this 650-nucleotide messenger RNA. Its product is annotated as macrophage receptor MARCO-like. Bases 114 to 650 code for a protein of 178 amino acids. The record is from RefSeq and is a predicted model, not a curated record. The transcript is spliced from 2 exons. Lineage: Eukaryota; Metazoa; Echinodermata; Asteroidea; Valvatida; Asterinidae.